Molecule: messenger RNA, 645 nt
Organism: Arabis nemorensis
Lineage: Eukaryota; Viridiplantae; Streptophyta; Magnoliopsida; Brassicales; Brassicaceae
Source: the annotation of a GenBank genome assembly
AUGAACCGGUUUUGGAAGACUCCUGAGAUCCAUGACAAGACUGCUACUGCUUCACAGUGCCGCAACUCAGAUCGUGGAGGGCUAGGCAUCGCGAAGCACGUAUCUGGUCAAAAAUCGUACUUGAGAGUGCAACAAGAAAUGGAGGAGUUUGGUCGUCCUGUAUCGUGGGGAGAAGUGUUUCAAAGGACUCACACAAAGCCAGAUGGAACAUUUGUUGAAUUCAAAGCUCAACAAGUUCAUGAGGCUUAUGAGAAGCAACUGAAUGAAGCUAUGUCGGAGGAAGAUCUUCAAGGGCUUGGGAUUUUAGGAAAUUCUUCUCAACGCUCUACUCAGCGGACACUAACCACCGAGGAAAAGAAUGAGAUAUUCUGCAAGAUCCAAGACCAACUACUUGAAGCUCAGCGUAAGACUGAUGCUCAAGAGGAGGAAAAUGCUCGACAUGAUGAGGAACACCGCAAAGCUCAGGAAAAGAUCUCUGAAAUGUCAAAACUUCUAAGGUACUUAAAGAACUCCAAUCCCCUCAUCGCAAAAUACAUGGAUAAACAAGAUGAGCAGGAGAACAGUCCCACCGACGCACCAGCCUCCGCACAAGACAAGGACGAAUUUGCAACUUUAAUCCGAUUAUAUUUUGAUAUCGUUGAGUAA